AUGUAUGUGGAUCUUGGUCUGAAAUGUAUUGACUGGAAAUUACAGAUUCAGAAUGGAAAAGAAAUGCAUCGGACUGCCUUUGUACCUGAUGAAUAUUGGCAGUCAUUAGAAGUUGCACACAGUAUUGUUUUCCAUUAUGGUAACAUAACAUGGGAAUGGCAAGAAGGGCUGAGAAGUUAUAUUUAUCCUUCUAUAUUUGCUGUGUUGUACAAGGUUCUACAAUUUUUUGAAAUGGAUACACUUCAUAUGAUGGUCAUGGCUCCAAGAUUUCUGCAGGCAUGCAUCAGUAUUGUAUCUGAUGCAUACUUUUGUAAUUGGGUGUCCAGAGAAGUCCCAGGAGCUGGUGGUCUUGCAAUAUUUGCUGUAUCCUCUGCAUGGUUUUGGUUAUUUUGCUCAACCAGGACAUUGAUUAAUACGAUAGAAACAUCACUUUCUGUUAUUGCAUUAUAUUACUACCCCUGGCCAGAGGAGAAAAGCAAGAGUAAGAAAAACAACUUGAGAUUACCAGAAAAUUUGCUGGAAGCAAGGAGCUCGGCACCAUUUUUGGCCCUGGUGGGCAUUGCUGGUAUAAUUCGGCCAACAGCUGUAAUUCCAUGGAUUCCAUUGUGCCUUUGUCACAUUAUAACAUCACCCCAUAACAUUCAGCGUACUGUUGUGAAUUAUUUACUAGUAGGAUUAUUGUGCUUAAGUGUGUUGUUGACAGUGGACUGUUAUUUUUAUGAACAAAUUAUCUUCACACCAAUCAACUUUUUGUUUGUAAAUGUUGUUAAAAAUGUGUCCAAUUUUUAUGGAACACAUCCCACACAUUGGUACCUGUCUAGUGCCUUGCCAACUGUCUUUGGCCUGCAUCUGAUUCCGUGUGUGCUAGGGUGCAUCAAGAGUUUUUCACGCUCAGAUAUGCCUGUUAAAAUUAUCAAACUCCUUGCAGUGUCUAUGUUGUUUACUAUAGGAGUAUACAGUAUGUAUUCUUUGAGAAAAUCACAAGAAAACCUCACCUUCACCUCCCAAAACACUGUCAACAUAACUUUUCCAUUGAUGCUCCCAGAAAGGUGUUUGUCAGUCAUUUCCUCCCUCACAAGGAGUUCCGAUUCAUUCUCCCUUUGUUACCAAUGGCUCUAUUUAUAUCCAUCAGCUGGUUUUUCCACUUUCAGAAAACGAGUCGUGCUACAUUUUAUAUUUUUAUUGGCCUCUGUCAUUCCGUGUCUUUAUCUGGGCUUAUUUCAUCAACGGGGAACCCUGGAUGUGAUGCAAGAUCUGGCUCAAGAUGCUGUGGAUAAUCCUCUUCACACCGAUUUGUUGUUCCUUAUGCCUUGCCAUUCAACUCCCCUUUACAGUCAUCUUCACGUCAACGUGUCUACGCGCUACUUAACUUGUGAUCCUCGUGAUUUAUUUCAUUCCAAUUUACUUCAAGAUGAAGCAGAUGAAUUUUACCAUGAUCCUAUUGCUUGGUUGGAAAAGAAUUUAAAUUCGUUGCCAAGUCACAUCAUCAUGUUUGAUGUCCUUUACCAUCAGGUAGCGGAAUUCUUAAAUUCCAGAUCCUACAAAGUAUUUAAUUGCUAUCAUCAUGCUCAUUUUGCCGAAGGACGAGUUGGUCAAGUGCUGUAUGUUCUUAAACAAGGAUCAAGGUAAACCUUCAAGGCCCUUCCACAAUGCAAACAUAAACAUAAGCGUCUACAUGAAAGUUAGGACUAUGUAAGCAGACUCAUUCACAAAGCGUUCGCAUAAGUAUAACACGUACAUUAAAAGCUUGCAAGCUUCGAGCUUCUGUGCUUAUGCUUAAGUAAGACAUAAGAAAUGAACUAAUCACAGUACACAGUCAAAAUCUAGUAUCAAAAUAGGAUCAAAGUCAAUAGACAAACUGAUGCCAUGUAUCAUGGGCCAUGGACACAGUCAAUACCUCGAAAUCAAUUCUCGCAUUCCAACCAAUAGAAAACUUGAGGAUCUCUCAGCCAAAAGAAAUUCUUAUUGUGCUUAUGUUUGUGUUAGACAUUGUGAAUACUUCAGCAAAUCACUUAUGUUAAUGUUUAUGUCUAUGUGUUAUGCUAAUGUUUAUGUAUGCAUUGUGAAUGGGCCAUCAUUAUCAUGAACGUUUGGGUAAAUUCUGUGAAGAACAAGUAUCGUUUUCACCCAGGAAACUCUAACCCUAAGGUUUACAUGAUAGAUUUAUCAUGUUUCAAUGAGUUAAAUAUUAAGUUGUUUAACAUUUCUAUUGCCAAUGAAUUGUGCAUGACCUUGCUACCUUUUCAUUUAUAAACAUUGUUCUUAUCUGGCUAGUAUAUUCUAGUAUACUCAUGAUUUUUUAAAACUGAUUGAAAGGCAGUUUUUUUAUUAUUUAUUUUGUUACUAUGCAGUACCUUAUUUGUGACUUAUCAUACAUGAUUGUAAUUGUAUGUA
Messenger RNA from Gryllus bimaculatus (two-spotted cricket), 2394 nucleotides. The record is from the annotation of a GenBank genome assembly. Lineage: Eukaryota; Metazoa; Arthropoda; Insecta; Orthoptera; Gryllidae.